UCCAAUGAAACGAAACGCCCAAUCCUGAAACAUUUGAAAUUCAGCCGCUCAAGUUACCGUUAGAACCCGUGAACGACCGGAAGAAUAAUGCCAAUCACCGGCGGCAAAUCCAAAUCAAGAAUGAAGAGGAAGCCCCUCAGAGAUGUAUCAAAUGCUACUGCUUUCAAACGUCCCGUAACCACUCAUUCAGUUAUGAAGAAACAAGAAUCAGUCACGACUUCCGGCGACCCUCUCGAUCGACUCCUCCUCGUUCACUCCGAUCUGUCUGUUCUUAUUCACCAGAUCGACGAACUCGUUGUCCAAGCGUUGGAAAAAAAAGUGAGGAACGAGAAGGAAAUAGAAUCUUUUUCCCAAGUAUUGCAUGAAAUGCAAAAUUCAUUAAAGCCUUGGGUUUCAAGAUUCCAGAACGUUCUUCCUGCUCGUGUUAUAGAAUCCAAUAAUCAACUGGAAACACGUUUCGCAAGUAUGAAAAUCACUCCUUCCGUAAACGAGGAAACAAGCAAAAAUCUAGUCAGCCCAUACGUCGACAAGUUUGACUUUUUGGUCUCCCCAUCACCGCUUGUGUCUUGGCGGCGUGCUGACUGUGCAGCAGAUGGCGGUAGAAACCUGUUCCUGCUAACACCUCUACCUAAACGUACACCAUUCUCAUCACGAUUAAAGAAAUCAUCCAAAUCAGUAUUCAAGAAGAUAACGAAUGACGUUACCGCUAAACCCGUGUGCCCAGUGGCUGAAAAUGAGAAACGCGUUACCACAUGGGAGAACGUGUUUGCUUCUCCUGAAAAGGUGGUAAGGAAGAGUGAUGUCGUUAUCGUUUCAACUCCUUACGUGAAAAUGUCUCCGCCGAAAUCUUGUACAUUGUUGGAACCGUCUUUGGAAUGGUGCAACAAGAUAAACAGCACUAUAAAACGACCCGUGGAUCCUGUUGGUGGUGGGUCGGGAGAUUCUGACCCGUCUAACUGUAAACUACCGUCUGGGCAUCUGGCUUUGAAAUAUCCUGAGAUUUUUGGAAUUAGGGCUUCUUGUAAAAUGGGAAAUUCGAGAAAAGCGGUGGAAGCAUCACCGAAUUGGUGUAUGCAGAUGUCACCGCCUAAGACGUGUGUUCUUUUGGAACCAAGUGAUGAUGAUCAGUACAAAGACGUUGAAACAGAGUUGAAGAAGGCUGAUGGUGUACCGACUGUUGUGUCAUGCAAAGAAGGAGUGAUGGAAAGCACUCCAAUGUGUAAGGAUCUUGACACCACAGUUUUAAAAGGCAAGCGUGCUGGUGAGAACACUUUGAAGAAAGAACUGUGGACAAGAUUUGAAGCAGCAACGACUCACGGAAUUCAUGUUAAAUCAGCUUUUAAUCAAGAAAGUGGUAAUACAUCCGGAACCAACAAAGGGUUUAUGGACUUGUUAGAAGAGGUUUCUUGAGAUGAAACAAACUUUUGACAAAAGUUUGCAAAUGCAGCAAGUUUUGGACUAUUGAAGGUUCAUGAUGGUUUGUACUUUCAGUCUAAUGAUGUUGGUCCAUCAGAAUAUUUGUUAAUGUUCUUGAAUCUUGAAGUUUGUAUUCUAUAUGAAGUUGCAAUUUGAUACAAAAACAUUAAAAUUU
Messenger RNA from Helianthus annuus (common sunflower), 1591 nucleotides. RefSeq lists its product as uncharacterized. The record is from RefSeq and is a predicted model, not a curated record. Bases 88 to 1410 code for a protein of 440 amino acids. NCBI's taxonomy places the organism in Eukaryota, Viridiplantae, Streptophyta, Magnoliopsida, Asterales, Asteraceae. The transcript is spliced from 4 exons.